AAGAAAAAAGAAAUUAAGAAUAAUUAAGGUUAGCGAAGAGGUAACGAGUGUCCUUUCCUGGGAAAUUAAAAGCACGAGAAACUAUGUAUCUUAUCAAUUUAGUCCUCUUGAGCAAUUAAAGCAAACAUUGGAGGAGAUAAUGGCUCAAGGAAAUAGUGGUAGAUGGAGUCUUCAAGGAAUGACUACUCUAGUCACCGGUGGAACCAAAGGAAUCGGGCAUGCCAUCGUGGAGGAAUACUGGCCAGACUCAGGGCAACCGUGCACACUUGCUCUCGAAACGAAGAUCACCUCUAUCAAUGCUUACAUGAACGGUAGAUGAAGGAUUUUCAAGUUACUGGUUCAGUUUGUGAUGUAAAUUAAAGUCUCCGGUGGAACGGGAGAAGCUACUAAAAAUGGUUUCAUAUAAAUAAUGUGGGAACGGUCAUAAGAAAACAAACUCAAAAUUUCACAGCCGAUUUAUCAUUUCUCCUUGCUAUGAAUCUUGAAUAAUCCGCUUUUCGCGUC
This is a messenger RNA of Rubroshorea leprosula, 504 nucleotides long. Lineage: Eukaryota; Viridiplantae; Streptophyta; Magnoliopsida; Malvales; Dipterocarpaceae. The record is from the annotation of a GenBank genome assembly.